Molecule: messenger RNA, 640 nt
Organism: Wyeomyia smithii (pitcher-plant mosquito)
Lineage: Eukaryota; Metazoa; Arthropoda; Insecta; Diptera; Culicidae
Exons: 2
Coding region: 49-621 (190 amino acids)
Source: RefSeq, a predicted model, not a curated record
GGUUGUUUGUUUAUCAUUUUAGUUAGCAUUAUCGUUGGAAUCAGUGCAAUGACGUGCGGGAGCUCAAAUUCCACCGAAUGUACGACCAUUGAGGAGGUACACUUUCGGCAAAAACGGUGGCUGUCAUUCCACCCGAACGGAGCCGUGGUUAAGGCAAUCUUUUCUUUUGUCGCACCAGUUCGGUUUCACCACCGUACGAAGCGAAGUGUUAACUUGGCCAUUAAUCUUCAAGCCAAUUAUCCCAUUCCUGCGAAGCUGAUUUAUCCUGUGCCGGGGAGUUAUUUCAAGAACCGACAAUUGUUCGACGGUAAUUUUGUCGACCAAAGUCGGCCGGAUUUGUACCGUGUGCUGGAGAAAAUGAUCGGAUCCUGGAGCGGUAACAGUCGCGCCUGUUUGCUGAGAACCAUUUGUGAGGUGGCCGACACCCCACUGAAACACAACGGACUAAUCGGGGAGCUCUUCGAUAUCAUCUUCACCCCUUCAGAGAACGAUGAAAUGGAUGAGGAAUUCAAGAGCGCGUCGAAGUAUGGAAGAAAUGGAGUCGAUUGUACUCGGUUAUACCCAAAGUGUCCUUCGGGGCAUGGAAUUCUCGAGAAAAUUUCGGCCGUAAUAAAAGUCUAACUGUGAUAUAGCUUUUAAA